GGUCAUUCAUAAAGUAUGUACACAAGUAAUGGGGAAGAGGGACGUUUCCCAAAAGCGUGUGAAUGCAUACAAUGGGAUGUUAAAGACAGUGAGCAUAAAUUGUAUCUGAAAAACAUGAUGGAUUCCUAUAUGAAUUGGCGUAUGUUUGUAAAUGAAGACAAUCUUGUUGGAAAUGACAGAAUCUACAACAAGUUUUUGGAUAUUUAUGUUCUGCAUCCUCGAACUCAUAUUAGAGAUGGAAAAGCACUCUACACUGACUAUGAAGUUCAUGUAAAGACAAAUCAUCCAGAGUUUGCAAUCAAAGAGUCAAAUGUUAGACGGAGAUAUUCAGAUUUUGUAUGGUUGAAAACAAAACUUGGAGUGAAUGACAUUAUGAUGUCGACUGCUCCAAGUUUGCCUGGAAAAAGAUAUUUUGGGAGAUUUAAAGAUCAAUUUUUAAAGCAUCGUCAACUUGGUCUUCAAUUGUUUUUAAACAAGGUUGUUGAGAUCAAUGCUUUUUUGACAGACUCAGCACUGCAUUUAUUUUUACAAACAGAAUUAUCAAGAUCGCAAAUGGAUAAACUUCUCCAACAAGGGGUGCAUUUAAGUAAUAUUAGAGACAAGAUUAUUAUGCUACAAAAAAGUAAAAUUCAAAAAGAAAAAACAGUAGACAGCGAACAAUUGCGGUUUUAUAAUUUUAAAACAUGUGACUUUAAACGAUCAAUAAGUGUUGAUAAUAUCAUUGUUGCAAAGAAAGUUCUUAAUGUUCCUAAAGAUGAUGGCAGGGGAUGGUCUCAAUAUAUUGGUGAUGGUAACUGUACCUGGGAGGUUACAUCUAAGAAGGACAGUACAGACUAUUAUGCAGGGCAUGUUAAAAAACAUUGCAUGACUGCAACUGCAUGUGUUCUGCCUAGUGGCCAACUUCGUUUACCUGAGGAUUAUGCGGAGUCUAGAGACUUCAAGUCUCGACAGCGAUCAGCAAGUUGGCAUGGGAAAACAACAGAUCUUAUAGAACUCUUUCUUGAUGGUUAUGAUGUCAUAACUGCUGUACCUCCAGAUACUUGUAGUGAUUCUGAUGAAAUGAGUGUUUCAUACUCUUCCCAUCAAGAUGAAAUGUUUGAAGAAAGCAGUGACGACGGUAUAGAAAUAGACAUUUCAAAAAAACUUGAGGUUGAUUUAUCAGAGUAUACUGUUGUACCACUGCCAUCUGCACAGACUUUUUAUGGUAGUGGAAAAAUAAGAUCAUCAAACAACGGUUUUCAUCACAGCUAUAGUGGUAGUUAUGGCCAAAGCUGAUCUUUUUUUAUUUAAUGUUUUGUCUUUGUUAUUUAUCUUUUUUUAUGUAUUCAAUUUUUAUUUUGUUAUCUUUUGUUGCAGUUUGCAGUUUGUGACGAAAAUAUGAAAAAAAUUAAAAAAAAAAAAAUUUUAUACAUAAUGUUGUUUGAUAACAAAUGCUUAGCAUUACUCUUUUGAGAAAUUAUUUCUAUUUUU
This is a messenger RNA of Hydra vulgaris (swiftwater hydra), 1470 nucleotides long. Its product is annotated as sorting nexin-7. Gene Ontology annotation, biological process: vesicle organization; intracellular protein transport. Lineage: Eukaryota; Metazoa; Cnidaria; Hydrozoa; Anthoathecata; Hydridae. The record is from RefSeq and is a predicted model, not a curated record. Gene Ontology annotation, cellular component: endosome. Gene Ontology annotation, molecular function: phosphatidylinositol phosphate binding.